Molecule: messenger RNA, 3396 nt
Organism: Symbiodinium necroappetens
Lineage: Eukaryota; Dinophyceae; Suessiales; Symbiodiniaceae
Source: the annotation of a GenBank genome assembly
GCGUACCUCCGGCUGAUCGGGCCUUUAGCUUACAGCAAGGUGUAUCUCCGGGUGAUCGGGCCUUUAGCUUACAGCAAGGUGAGAUCGGGCCUUGAGCUUACAACAAGACGUGAUCGGGUGGUCUUUAGUCAGUAUGAUGAUGUUUCAGAUGAGCGUCGUAGGUUCGUCUUCGUGGAGAUUACGGGGCUCGCCAUCGCUCCAGAACUCCGAGCCGAGAAAGGUGCUGGCGCCAAGGGAGGCUUCAACUCUUCCAGUAACCCGCUGGAGACCUUGGUGGCAGGGAUGACUCAGAUACAGGAGGUGCUACUUAAGGGGAGAUCUGGUGGCGAGACCGCUGAGUAUGAUCCCUCGAAGUUGGUGGCAGAGUUUCCGAAGCUGAAGGAGAAUUCCACUGAGUCCGGCGCCAUAGACUUUCAAGAUUGGCUGUACUUGGUGGAGCAGCAAGUGGGUAGCAUGGCAUCUGGAGCUUCAGUUUGGUGGAAUGGGAUGGUUGCGGCAGCUAUGGCGGCAUAUGGGAGAUACCAGGCGUCUACGCCGAUUCAGAGGCUGUCUAUCUCAGCUGAACUGCCUGCGGAGCUGGAGGAUGCAAAGUUCUCUAAGUUGGAGAAAAGGGUGGCGGCCUUAUUGGUUGCCUCGUUGCCGCAGGCGAUGCACGAGGAGAUGGUGGCGUACCGGGUUCGGCGAGUGCAUCAGCAGCUAUUCAGGCUGCUGGUGUGUUACCAGCCAGGCGGCAGCUCUGACAGAGCUCUUGUGCUGUCGCAGUUAGACCCGAAGGAUGGGUCAACAGAUGUGGGCGAGGUUGCGGCCUCACUUCGAAGGUGGUUUCGCUGGCUGCAGCGAGCUCAGGAUCUACAGCUUUCACUACCGGACCCUUCGAUCCAGAUAAAGGCCCUCACCUCGCUGACCAAGAAGCUGGCGGAUCGGAACUCGGACUUCCAGUUCAAGAUCUCCUUGGCACGUACGGAGUUGAGAGUAGACAGCCGCCCAAGCCAAGACACGGCUCUCCGCUACUUUCAGCACUUGCUCGCUGAGGUGGAACAGAUGGGGCCAACUAAGGCAAAACCUUCUACAGCGGCGGCAGCUUUGAGUGCACAAGCUAUGGCGGUUGCAGCCGAAGACACUCAGCAGCGACCUCGAGCGGGACAAGGGCAGCAACCUAAGGCGCCUACGCAGACGCCGACCUCUCCCAAGGAAGGGAAAGGAGAGGGCAAGGGCAGUUGCAAGUGGUUUGUUUCUGAGCAGGGCUGCAGCCGUGGGAGAGCAUGCCGCUAUCUACAUGACUGGUCGCAGGUUGUGAAGGCGGAGCGUUGUCUGGUAUGUGGCAGCAAAUUGCACAAGGUGAAGGACUGCCCAAGAAAAGACCAGGAGCCAGGAUCAGAUAGUCCGGGACCAAAGGGUCUGAACCGAAAGGAGCUGAGGGCCCUGGCGUCAAUGUCUUCUUCGUUUACAGGGCAGGGAUCUGCAGCAGCGCCAACGGCGGCAGCAAAACCGCAGCCUCCGCCGCCCCCUCAGGCUUCGAUGGCUAUGACUCCGGCUGCAAAGGCAGCAGCAGAUCCACCUAUCCAACCCGCUGUUACAAGCGACUCGCUCAAGGAGAUGUUGGUUGAGACAACAAAGGCUCUGAAGGCUUUGAGUAUGACAUCGGCCCCUUCGCUGGCGACGCCAGAGCAGAGCGCCCCGGCAGUGCAGGACCCAUUGCAGCUCCUGUCCAGGCGCCUUAACAAGUUCACGUUGAAGAGUUUGGAUGAGAGGAUGGCCUUGCUAGACUCCGGUGCCAGCCAUGCCUAUCGAAAGGCCCACAACGGAGAGGAGUGUGACAGGGCACGGCCAGUGAGUGUGAAGCUUGCCGAGGGCGAAACGACGCUCCUACAGACCGAAGCGGGCACGCUACUGGGAGAUAGCGCGGCCGAGACCUUGGUUCCCUUAGGACAGCUGGUCGAAGUUUUAGGGUGCACCGUACAAUGGAGCAAGAACCGUUUGGUUGUGACGCACCCCGUGCACGGCCGAUUGAAAGUUCAAGUUCGAGACUUUUGCCCUCAACUUGCUGAACAACAAGCGCUCAAGCUAAUAGCCGAACUUGAGGAGAAGAGACUACGAGACUUCAAUAAGGCGGUGCACUCCCUCGAGUUGAAGAUGGCCCAGAGCGACCGCGAGAUGGAAUGGUUUGAGUAUGUUCAGGACUAUGUGGUAAAGGGCGAUAGAGUGGACUUGUUGGCGGCUAUUUCCAAGGCACCCUUUUUCCAAGACUACCCCAUCGAGACGAUCGCCACGGCCGCCGAGGGCAUCCCUGUUCAAGAACGAGACGGGUGGCUUUUGUUGAAGGGCAUGCCGUGGUCGAGAAGGAAAAGGAGAUCCUUGUUUCAGUCUAAGGACUGGAAUGUUCACUUGUUCUCGGGAGCUACAAAGCGCGGGGACCCAACGACUACAUCCUCGAAACUAGCAGUUACGAGCGCUACGGGCGUGAAUGUGGAUGUAGACCUUCUCGACUCCAACCUCCUGAAUGUCACUCGGAUGGAUGGGAUAUACAAGCUUCUCUUGUGGGCCGCUGCUCAAGGGCGAAUUCGGACUUUGAUUGGUGGACCUCCCCGACGGUCUUACUUGAAGGAAGAUGAGCAGCGCCGGGAUAAGGAGGAGCAGUUGCUAGCCAGGAUGUUGAUCUUGGGCAUGGUGGCUAUGGAAGGCAGGCGACAGUAUAGGAGCGAGCGAGUUGGAGUUGCCAUUGAACACCCCGACUAUGAGUCUGAAGGCGGCAAUUUUUGGCAAAGCUCAAUGUGGAAGGAGUUUGCUGAAUGCUACUCUUUGGAGGUGAUAAGGUCUGGGAAGGGCUCCACGGGAACUAACUUCAACGGAAGGUUGCUCUACAAUGUUGCCUCUACAACAGCCCCAUCUGGAAAAUGGACAGAUGAAUAUGUCGAGUGGAUGGGUGAAGUGAUCAAUGGUUGGACUGGGUACAGUCUACGUGACUCAAUCCUGUGUUCUGUUGCCGUGGACAAGGAGGAUGUCAAGCUGGGCAAGAUGACGGCGAAGGAGUGGCUGCCCGAGACCCCUGCUGACCCGAGAGAGCCAGUCGAUGAGGACGAUGGUGGAGGAGUUGGCGAAAUCUUCCGUGAAGAAGAUGAAGAGUUUGACAAGGUUGCUGGGCCCCUGUCUGAUGAGUUCGUUAUUGUUGGGGAUGAUGCGAGCAAGGAAUAUGCCGAGGAAAACGAGGAGGGCAAGGAGGUUACUAAAGAAGAGCGGGAAGCUAGAGAAGCUUCGGAGCCCCUCGAGUUCUCGGUGGCCUACUUUGUUCGACCCCUUCGCUCUAGGCGGUCCGGCGAAGUUCUACGAGCGUUGCAGGAAGUGUACAUUGACGUGAAGAUGCUGGGCCUUCCUGUAAAUCGCCUUCACGCGGACCGG